Messenger RNA from Haplochromis burtoni (Burton's mouthbrooder), 2897 nucleotides. RefSeq names its product chromosome unknown C2orf68 homolog (gene cunh2orf68). NCBI's taxonomy places the organism in Eukaryota, Metazoa, Chordata, Actinopteri, Cichliformes, Cichlidae. The transcript has 4 exons. The coding region runs from base 132 to 623 and encodes 163 amino acids. The record is from RefSeq and is a predicted model, not a curated record.
UAAUUGGACAACAUGUUAUCGUUAGUUAGCCGUAGCUAUAUAGCUUUUUGACCGUUCACAGUGCUCUGAUUGGGACUUGUUGCAAUCAGUAGUGCUUAAAUACUGACUUUGUUUGGAAGCGGUUUGCUGAAAUGGAUGUUUUAAGAGAAGAGGGGGUCCACGAGCUGAAAUACAAACCAGGUGGCCGCUUGGAUAUGAGCCACGGCUUCCUGCACCAUAUCCGGAGGAACCAGAUUGCUAGAGAUGACUAUGAUAAAGAAGUGAAGCAAGCCAAAGAGCUUCAGCGGCGGAGACACACCACAACCCCUCGAAGACCCCGUCGACCUGACAUGCAAGUGUACCAUCCUCGAAGAAGACAUGGUUCAGAGCCAGGGGCCGGUGCUGAUGCUGAAGAAAACGAGAGUGGAUCAAGCACAGAGACUGACGCCAGUGGGACUGAACUCUUUUGGCUUGAAUAUGAAGCAGAUUCUGGUACCAUUACAUCCAUCCUUGUGCACAAGGAAGACAAGCCUGAGAAGGUGGUAGAACGUGUUGCAGAGAAGAACAUCCUGGAUGCAGCCAUGAGGGCAGCUCUGAAGGUUCGAAUUCGAAAGGAAAUUGAUAAAAGACGAGACAAACGCUGAGCAAUCAACAGAUUACGACCAUAAAGGAGCUCCACACAAAGAGGAGUAAUGCUUCGUUUGCAGUUCUGCACUCCUCCAGAGCACUCUUGUGCAUUAAGGGUAUAAGAAGGAUCAUUUAGAGUGACUGUCAGCAGAGAUCUAACAUGGAGACUUGUAUUCAGGCCUUUUUUUUCGCAAGAAGGAAGAGCACAGUUUAUGGCUGGGAGUUGUUUUCAGGUUUAAUUGCAAUUCUUGACCUUGGACAGUUGUGUUAUUCUCUGAUUCACAUAUUGAGGACACAUUUAAGUUGACUGGACAUUUUUAAAAUUGUUACUUUUUUUUAAUAGUUGCAUUUAGAAAGAGCAGGUACUCUUCAGCACAGAGUCCUAAAAGUGUUGUCCUCCAUGUCCUGUGAUUCUUGUGUUUACAAAGAUUCUGUUUUGUUAAAUUAAGAUUUGAACUCUUUGUGCGAAGUGUUUUAAGCUGAUCAUCGGUCUGUCAGCAAUCCUGUGUUUAAGAAAUGAGGGAAAUUAGUUUUGAAGUCCGAGUUUAGUAGAUGUUGGGUUGGUAACUGUUCUGUAGGUUUCAGUGCUCUGAUUUAUUUUGGAUUGUUGAGAGGCUUAUUUUUGAUACUGUAAUAUCUUUUUGAGAAUGACACUUUACAUAUAAAAUGUAUAAAAGCCAUGCAUUGCUGUCCAGUUUUAUGGUGCUGAGCACCACUUUUUUUUUUCUUAUCAUCUUAUAUGACAGAUUCUGAUUUUAAACAUGAAUAUAAUACUGGAACAUAGAAAAAUACGGCAUCACUUUGAUUUGACAAAUGUUUCACAUCACAUUUUCAGCAGGUGGCAGCAUCAGUCAUAUAACCACACAGACCUCUGCUGUAGUUUUCCUUCUGUUUAAAUCAGGUUUUACUCUGUACUUCUGUAUAAAGAAUGCAUUUUUCUACAGAGACCUACUAAACAGUUUAGUUUCCAUAAAAAGGGCACUUUGAAUUGUUCUAAUAUUUCCCCCUCUGAGGGGCUAUGAAGAAUUAGGUGGCAAGUUGCUGUACAUGGAGUAGCACCUUAGGUUUGUAUCCAUUUCAGGAUCUUUGUGCACCUCAGUCAGAGCUUCGGUCCUCUGCUUUGUCAGAAAUCUCAUCUCAUUGGGGCUGCUUGUCCAACAAUAUAUAGCCUCCUAUACAGAGGAAAAACUCUUAAUUUGUCGAGUUCAGAUUUCAAGUGGCAGUUUUAUAUUUUGCUAUGCAGAGCUCUAAAAUAUGAACUUGAGUUUUCUGUGACAAAGCAGAUGUUCAUCUUGUGACCAAAAGGAGUGAUUAGUUUGUGUGAAGUUGUACCUGUUCUCAUAUUAUUUAAGCAAUUGUGAUUUUUGUAUAACUUUUUUCCCACUAUUAUGUUAUUUCUUUCCCCACCUUUUUACCUGGAGCAGUAGUUUAUGAUUUGUUUUUCUACUUUGACUUAACCAAGCAAGCUGGAACUCGCUAGUGAUGUAUUGUGAAAAUGCCUCAAGUCAAAUUCCUAUGAUUCGUAAGACCCUACCUGACAGCUACGACAGGAUUCAUUUUAAAACGGAUGUCUAUCAGUUAUUCAAGAAAAAAUGAGGAAAAAAAGGUCCGUCCCCCUAAAAGGCCGAUAGCAUGCACAUGUUAAAAUGUCUGUCUCCUAUCAAACUCGAAAAUGAAAAUAGGAAGCUCCACUUCCCUGGCUAUGGAAAAAUACAAAACUGACUUGACAUUUAGACAGAUAAACUGUUGAGCCACGCCAUAGUGGGAGAUUACUACAUUGUUUUUAUUGACGUAUGAAGAUAUGCAAACUUCAUCCUCUGAUCACAGGGCGGGCCAAAUAUUACACAAAGCCUUGUCAAGGAGGAGUGGGCUGUGCAAAUUGAUUGGCUGAACCGAAACACUCCCCUUCAGGCCGUCAACGCCCUCCUCCAGCUUGCUUUCAUUUCUUAAGCAGCAUGUGACUGAAGAGGAGGGAGACACAUUCCCAGGGUAGCUACUCUGCUGCUCAGCAGAUUAUCUAAAGUUACACAGAUUUCCAGUUGGCUGAAAUGGCCCAAUCACAGCUCACAAUUCAAUACCCGACCCUUAGUGUAGCUUAUCAUUAAAAAAUUAUGUAACUCAAAACCUUUUCUUCCGUACGUUAAUUCUGCCUGUGAAAAGCUUUUAAGGGGUGAAAUAUGCAGUUUAGCAAAGCACCAAUUGGUUAGCCAUUGUGGUAAAAAGCACUGGUUAGACUCUUUUCCCAUCCACUGCUGUAUUAUUUAAAAAAAAAAAAAAAAAAGACAAAUUAA